GCUGUUCAUCGCUUGCAUGCCGGAAUUCGGUGUCCCAUGGCUUGAUUGACGGAUCGUCAUGGGGGACAAAGCCAGCGAUUGCGUGAAGGUGGCGAUCAGAUGUCGACCGCCCAGCACCAAGGAGAUCAACAAUGGCGAGGAGAGCAUCGUGGAGAUGACCGAGGCCUUUGGCGAGGAGGGGGAGGCGGGGCAGGUGGUGCUGAGCGACCCCAACGCCCACGACGAGCCCGGGAAGUUCGCCUUCGACAUUGUCUUUGGCCUCUCUGUGGCGCAGUCCCAGAUCUAUGAGUCAGUAGGUAGGCCCGCCCUGCAGAAGACCUUCGAGGGCUACAACGGCACCAUCUUCGCCUAUGGCCAGACAGGCAGCGGCAAGAGUUUCACGAUGACGGGCGCUGCUGGAGAUUUGCGGGGCAUCAUCCCACGAGUGAAUGAGGAGCUCUUCGCGCAGAUCGCCGAGAAGCAGUCCAGCUCGACGUGCAGAUUUCUGGUCAUGUGCUCGUUCUUCGAGAUCUACAACGAGAUCAUCUUCGACCUGCUGAACCCCGUGGCCGACCGCACCAAGCUCGGCGGAGGGCUGCAGAUCAAGGAGCAUCCGGUGAUGGGCAUCUACGUGAAGGACCUCACAGAGAUCGUGGCGGAGGACGUGGGGAAGGUCGAGACGUUGCUGGAGAACGGCAACAAGAGCCGGGCGGUGUCCUCGACUCUGAUGAACUCCGUCAGCUCCAGGUCUCACUCCAUUUUUACCAUCAAGAUUCACCAGAAGGACGAGGAAGAUACCUCCAGGAACGUCUUCGCGAAGCUGAACUUGGUGGACCUCGCGGGCUCCGAGCGGCAGAAGGGCACCGGGGCCUCGGGGCAGACGCUCAAGGAAGGCGCGAACAUCAACAAGUCCCUGAGUGCACUGGGCAACGUGAUCAACGCACUGGUGGAGACAGCGAACGGGAAGAAAGUCUUCAUCCCGUAUCGCAACUCCAAGUUGACCCGCGUGCUGCAAGAGUCCCUGGGCGGCAACUCCCUCUGCACCAUGCUGGCCACACUGUCGCCCGCAGCAUGCAACUACGAGGAGACGAUGUCCACGCUGCGGUACGCGAACCGGGCGAAGGCCAUCAAGGUGUCCGCCACCAAGAACGAGGAGGCGUCCCAGGUCUCCAGACUCAAGGCGGAGGUGGAGGAGCUCAAGAAGAAGCUGAUGGGCACCGGCGCCGGAGGGGCUGGCGGCUCCGCCGCGGAGCGGGAGGCAGAGCAGAAGUUCCAGAAGCAGCUCAAGGAGAUGGAGCACAUGCUCAGCAGCAACUGGGACGAGAAGGCCCGUCUCAGCGAGGAGCACGAGCGCCAGAUGCAGCGCUUCCGGGAAGAGCGAGAGAAGGCGGCCGCGGCGCUGGAGGAGGAGCGCUUGAAGCGCCUAAGGCUCUUAGAGGAGAAGAACGACCUGGAGCUGUCGCUCAAAGGACUGGUGGACCUCGCCGCCUCGGUGAGCUGCGCGCCCGCAGUGCUCGCGGAGAGCCGGCAGUGGCUCAAGAGCCACCGCGCGCUGAGGCAGGACAUGGAGGCGUUGGCGCAGCAGCGGAACCUGGUGCACGUCUUCAAGCACGGCUUCGAAGAGGACCUCAAGCUCUGGGGUGAGGGCGCAGAGUCCGAGGACCUCACCCUGCAGAUCACCGGCAUCGGCAGGUCUCUGCCGAAGCUGGAGAAGCUGCGGAAGGCCAUCGAGAAGCUGCUGCAGCUGGAGGGCCAAUGCGUGAGCGAGGCCUACGACCUCAAGCAGCAGCUGAAGAAGGCGGCCAACGACCUUGCGAGCUUUCGACCCAGCAAGUCACUGGAGGUGGAAGCUGAGAGCGAGGAGAGCGAGCGCCAGGCGGCGGAGGCUUCCAUGGAGCAGAUCGCCCGGAUCUUGUCGCUGAUCCAAAAGCAACUCCAGGCGAAGCUGGAGGAGUUAGGAAGCCUCACAUCUGUGGAGAUGGGGCAGACUUGCGAAGUUGUGCUGAAAUUCUCGGAGGGCUUGGAUGAAGGAGAGGCCAGCUCCGCUGCCGCGGCGCUGCAGGCGCUGCUGACCUCCCCGGCCCUCGCGGUGAUGCCCAUCGGCAUGCCCGCCAAGCCGCUGCGGGAGUACCUUCCGGAUGAGGUCCAGGACACGCCUGAGACAACAGAGGUGGUCUUGGCGCAGCUCAUCCGCUGGGAGAGCGUCAUGGGCAAGGCUAAGAAGUCCCCCGCCGAGCUGCUGGCCAGGCCGCCGCCCAAGUUUUUGCUGGACGUGGCGGUGGCGGUGAAGGCGGUCACGGGCUUCCCCGCGCAGCUGGAGGAGCAGUGGCCGGAGUCGCGGGAGGAGCGCCUGGCGCGGUUUCAGCAGAUCGCCGAGGCCAUCCGAGGCGAGCUGAGCAUGGAAGCCUUGGAUUUCGACGGGGUGGACGUGCUGAAAGGCAAAGAGGUGCCGAAGACGCUGCGGUUGCUGCAGCUGCUGGCGCUCUGCGGCGCCCGCAUGCAGCCUCCUGCGCCGCCGGAGGCGACGCAGGCACCCAAGGCGGACCAACUGCCCAGGCUACUGGAUGGCAUGGAUAAGUGCAUCCGCGCAGCCAAGGCGGUGGUGGAGAGCCGGCAGGGCGCCAAGGGUGGUGAGAGCCAAGAGGACCGGCUGUUUGCGCUGGAGGCGCAGCUCGCGGAGGAGUCCCGGGCGCGACUGGCGCAGGAGGAGCAGCUGCAAAGCGCUGAGCGCCAGCUCCAGGAAGUGAAGGCGGCGCUGCGGCGCAUCUCCACGGAGUGCCAGCAGAAGGAGUCCGAGGCGGAGGCGGAGGGUGACGAGGAGCUCAUGGAGCUGGAGCGCCAGGCCGCCGGGCUCACGGAUGUCUCCAACCUCUCGGAGGAGGGCAUCAUGGAGCUGCUGGGCAGCCAACUGGAGGCCAUGCAGGCGCAGCUGCAGCAGGGCCAAGAGGAGCUGAAGUCCUUGAAGCAGAAGCGGCAGGAGGUGAAGAAGGCGGUGCAGGCAUCUACGGCGAAGGCCCGGCGGGUAGAGGCACAGGUGCAGCGGGCGCGGCAGAAGCGGGAGGCGGACGAGGAGCUCAUCGGCCAAUCCCCGGAGGAGCAGCAGCAGAUCCUGGAGGCGCGCGGCACGGAGCUGCGCUCCAAGAUCGAGGACCUCGAGGCCCAGGCCGCGCAGAUGGCCUCCGAGGUGGAGCAGCACCGCAGCGGCAACCGCCGCCUAGAGCAGGAGAAGAACGAGCUCCAGGCCAAGGCGGAGGACGCCACGCUCCAAAUGCAGAUCCUCCAGGAGGAGCGGGACUCCCUGCGGGAGGCGAUGGAACAGUUGUGGACCGAGAAGGCGCAAGUGGAUGAGGACCUAGAGAUGCAGAUGGCGGGGUAUGUGAACCUCUCGGAGAGGCUGAACCUUCAGCAGGAUGAGAAUCAAGACCUGGAGAUGCAGGUGGAGCGGAAGAAGGAGGAGAUUGCGAACUUGCAGCGCAACGGCUUCCAUUGAGCCGCUCCGCUUGCGCGCCCUCGGCUGCUGCUCACGGCCAAGGCCAAUCCCGCUUGGAACACUGCGCACUGCCCACGGCCAAUUGGGAGUUGCUCA
Effrenium voratum is the source of this 3565-nucleotide messenger RNA. The record is from the annotation of a GenBank genome assembly. Lineage: Eukaryota; Dinophyceae; Suessiales; Symbiodiniaceae.